ACACGCAGAGAGAGGGAGAGAUCCCCCUGCGCAGUACAACACGGAUAUCUGAGCUUUAUUCUUCCCUCCGCAUUUCCAGCGUGGGCGAGUAAGUGCUCCCACAUCCCGAGUGUCGCGCAAAAGAAAGUAGUGUGGCUGAUUUACAACUGGGACUAACUGGUGGGCUGAUUUGGGGUAGGUAGGGAGGGUGCGCAGUGCGCUCUAGACGCGCGCCACGAGAGCAGCGGAGCGCACUGACAGACUCCACAAGAGUUAGAGGGAUGUUUUGGCGGUUAGGAUGUGAGCCGAAAUUGUGGUAGAAUGGCCCCUCAUCUGGCGCUGACGACAGAGGGAUGGCAGCUUUUUACCACCGCCAGCACCACUUUAACCAGCACCACCACCACCAUCCGGGCGCCGACCUGCGGCGGCUCUUCCACCGGCUCACCAUCGCCUCCUCUCUGAGCAUCCUCUGUUUCUCCUUGGUGUACCUCAUCACUGGAUGCCGCGAGACGGAACUGACAGAGAACUUUGAAAUCAGGCCAUCCACGCGCGAUUUCCUUGUGUCGGGGUCAGGAUGGCCGUACGAGAGAAACAGCACUAGCGUUGCCAGGGAGGAUGCCGGCACUUUCGGCAGCGGUCAUCCUGGUCUGGAGGCAAACAGCUCGGGGAAAGAGUGGACGGCCACGCGGAGGCUACCCCAGGCUCUGAUCAUUGGGGUUAAAAAGGGGGGUACCAGGGCUCUGUUGGAGUUUCUACGGCUCCAUCCGGACAUCCGCGCCUUAGGGUCCGAGCCGCACUUCUUCGACCGGCAUUACGCACGAGGACUGGACUGGUACAGAAGUAUGAUGCCCAAAGCCCUUGAUGGUCAGAUUGUCAUGGAGAAAACACCUCGUUACUUUGUUACCAUGGACACGCCAGCACGGGUUCAUGCUAUGUCGCAUGAUGUGAAGCUAAUUGUGGUUGUCCGUGACCCCGUCACUCGAGCCAUAUCCGAUUACACGCAGAUCAUCUCCAAGACUCCAGAUAUCCCUCCUUUCGAGACCCUGGCCUUCAAGAACCGCACCACAGGUCAGAUUGACUCUCUGUGGAGCCCACUGUGGAUCGGCCUGUAUGCCCAACACAUGGAGCGUUGGCUGGCAUGGUUUCCCAGGUCUCAGAUCCAUCUGGUCAGUGGCGAGAGACUCAUCUCAGACCCGGCGGGAGAACUGGGCAAAGUCCAGGAUUUUUUAGGCCUUCAGAGGAUAGUUACAGACAAACACUUCUACUUUAACAAAACGAAAGGCUUCCCCUGCUUAAAAAAGCCGGAAGGCAGCAGUAAACCUCACUGCCUUGGGAAGACAAAAGGGAGGACACAUGUCUCCAUAGACCCAAAGGUCAUUCAGACACUGAGGGAUUUCUACAGGCCUCAUAACCAGCGCUUCUAUCAGAUAGCAGGACAGGACUUUGGAUGGCCGUGACCCUUUGUGUGUAGAGCUGAAAGCUUUUGCUGAAAGAUUUUAGGUAGAAGCCUGUUCAAAG
Melanotaenia boesemani (Boeseman's rainbowfish) is the source of this 1497-nucleotide messenger RNA. RefSeq names its product heparan sulfate (glucosamine) 3-O-sulfotransferase 3-like (gene hs3st3l). Bases 333 to 1436 code for a protein of 367 amino acids. Gene Ontology annotation, molecular function: [heparan sulfate]-glucosamine 3-sulfotransferase activity. Lineage: Eukaryota; Metazoa; Chordata; Actinopteri; Atheriniformes; Melanotaeniidae. The transcript is spliced from 3 exons. The record is from RefSeq and is a predicted model, not a curated record.